This is a messenger RNA of Magallana angulata, 1857 nucleotides long. RefSeq lists its product as uncharacterized. The coding region runs from base 47 to 766 and encodes 239 amino acids. The transcript is spliced from 5 exons. Lineage: Eukaryota; Metazoa; Mollusca; Bivalvia; Ostreida; Ostreidae. The record is from RefSeq and is a predicted model, not a curated record. Gene Ontology annotation, cellular component: pericentric heterochromatin. Gene Ontology annotation, biological process: negative regulation of transcription by RNA polymerase II; chromatin organization. Gene Ontology annotation, molecular function: chromatin binding.
UUUUACGACACUAUCUGCAAAGCAUUCUGGGUAGUAAAUUUGAAAAAUGGCUACGGAUAGUGAGUCUGGAAGUGAAUACGAGGUUGACAAAAUCCUUCAACAGAGGAAACGGAAAGGUGUGAUAGAGUACCUGGUCAGAUGGCAAGGUUACGGGGCAGAAAAUGAUUCAUGGGAGCCAGGGAAAAACUUGAAGGACUGUGCAGCGAAGAUAAAAGCUUUCAAUGAGAAUGAAAAUGCAAAUGCUACUCCUAAAAAACGAGGGAGAAAGUCGACGUCCAGAUCGAGGUCAAGGUCACGUGGAAGGUCAGCAUCCAAGGGCAGAAAAUCCCCAAGUCGCAAGAAAGCGACCCCUGUCAAACAGGAGACGGCGGUUCGUCGGUCCAGUAGAUCCAGGUCAAGGGGUCGUCAGCAAACCACAGUGGAGACCCUCACUAAAAAAGUGGAGGAAUUUUCUGAUGAUGAGAACCAAAUAAAAAAGUUUGUCACAGAAACCAAGGAAACUGUUACCAGGUCAAGCGGAACUGCUGCACCAGUGAAGAGCAAGAUGAAGAACCCAGUGAAGGCGUUGUAUAGACAGCUGACCACAUCUGACUACCCCACCAUCAUCAUCUUCACCUGCAUUGCUCUCAUCACACUCAGCUUUGUGUUGGAGCCUUACAUCAACUUGGAGCAGGCCUGGACUUGGGUCACAAAAAUUGUAUCAUCUCUUCAGAAAUAUGUUCAAGGACUGUGGGCCGCUCCCGCCAGCAAAUCAGGAGGGAAGUGAGGCAGUGACUUAGAUCUCGGCCAAGCAGAUGGCAGCUUCAAUAGUCAUUGAUCAAUCACUGGAUGCAAUUUUAAGUGACAGCAAUUCAAUUUUAAAUGGUGACAUUUUGUAUGAAAGAAAUUUAGAAAUACAUUUGUAUUUUAUAAAGUUUUGUAAGACUUCAGUUGUAGAAUGAACUAGUGUAGUGCUGUAGACAUUUUAACACAGAUUUAUUUUAUUACAUAUAUUUUUACUUAACACUUGAUACUGGAAAUGUAAAAAAAAAAAACAAAGAAGAACUGAUUGAAAAUUAUUCAAAUUUUGUCUCCCACAGUAUUGCAUGGUCUUAUGAAAUCCCAUCAAUGUGGUUUUUAGUCCAUUUUAUCUGAUAAGAAAUGCUUACAUUUGCAUAUAUAUGAAAAUGAGACAGCAAUAAUUAGAAAGAAAAGACUGUGGACAUUAGAAAACGAACCAAAUUCUUUGUAUAGUGUAGAUAUACCAUAACACCUUUAUCAAUGUUGACAUAAAUGUGAUGUGGUUAUCGGCAUUACAAUGUAAUGGAAGAGAUUCAGACGGGGCAACAGAAAUGUAGUUUGUUUGUUUCCUUGGAGACUGAGAGAUAAAGGUUGCUGUCAGUGACAGAGUGUGUUCAUAGCAGUUGUGGUCCGUGUAAAUAAACCCAGCCUGUAAGCUGUAAUACUCCUCUCGUAUCAUAACCCCACCUACUCGCAAUAUCAAAUACACCCCCUCCAUAGUCCACUAAUAUUUUCUGUAUUGUUUUUAUAUCUACGUCAAGUUUUAAGUUUUGUUUACAAGACAUCUGACAUUUUAUCUUCAGUAUCAUUGUUUGGUCAUUUACAUGCUACAACCCGAGUCAAAUUUUGGCAUUCCUGGAUAGAACAAGAGAUGGUCAGGCUGUGUACAAUCUUUUACAGCUGUAUAUCGCUAUGUAUAUCUAUGUAUAGCUGUGUACAGGUGCGUUUGAUAUCCUUUAUGAGAUCUAAGGGUGAAGUCCGUUCUCUUUAUUCCCCUGUGUGGACCCUCAGGAAAUUCUAUUUUGUGGAACUUUAUUAUUGAAAAGAUCUUGUGAAUAAACUUUUAUAUGAAUGCUA